CUCCACUUUCUCGCUAUCAUGAUUUCUUCAGGCAAAAUCAAAUCCGUCGAUUUUUACAGAAAAAUCCCAAGAGAUUUAACUGAGGCAUCAGUAUCUGGAGCAGGGUUAUCCAUAAUAGCAGCUCUCUCCAUGAUGUUUUUAUUUGGAAUGGAACUUAAUGAUUAUUUGUCUAUUGGCACCUCUACAUCUGUCAUUGUUGACAAGAGUUCUGAUGGGGACUUUUUACGUAUAGAUUUCAAUAUCAGUUUUCCUGCCCUCUCAUGUGAGUUUGCAUCAGUUGAUGUGAGUGAUGUGCUGGGAACAAACAGGCUGAAUAUAACAAAAACAGUUCGGAAGUUUUCUAUUGAUUCAAGUUUAAGAUCAACUGGGGCUGAAUUUCAUUCAGGACCAGCUACUAAUCUCAUUAAGCAUGAUGAUGAAGUAGAUGCAGAAUCCAUUGAAGGUUCUUUUGUACUCACAGAACACAACUUCGAUAAAUAUGUUCAUCAGUUUCCAAUUACAAUUGUAAAUUUUUAUGCUCCGUGGUGUUAUUGGAGUCAACGCUUGAGACCUUCGUGGGAUAAAGCAGCUAAAAUAAUGAAAGAGAGAUAUGAUCCUGAAAUGGAUGGCCGAAUUCUUUUGGGGAGGGUAGAUUGCACUCAAGAUGGAGACUUAUGCAGGAGAAUACCCUUUUUCAAGCAUCACAUACAAGGGUAUCCAUCAAUUCGUAUCUUUCGUAAAGGAAGUGAUGUCAGAAGUGACCAUGGACAUCAUGAUCAUGAAUCCUAUUAUGGAGAUCGUGAUACAGAUAGCCUAGUCAAGACAGCGGAGAAUUUAGUGGCAUCUAUCCCUGCAGAAUCUCAGAAGCUAGCUUUGGAGGAUAAUUCCAGUGUUACAGAGAAUAUAAAAAGACCAGCACCAUCAACAGGGGGAUGUAGAAUUGAAGGAUAUGUGCGUGUCAAGAAGGUUCCAGGGAACUUGAUCAUAUCAGCUAGAUCCGAUGCCCAUUCCUUUGAUGCUUCUCAAAUGAACAUGUCCCAUUUCAUAAACCAUUUAUCUUUUGGAAGGCACGUGUCACCUAGGGUCAUGAGUGAUGUGAAGCGUUUGAUACCUUACGUUGGUAGCAGCCAUGACAGGCUGAAUGGUCGGUCAUUCAUCAAUACUCGUGAUUUAGGAGCAAAUGUUACUAUGGAGCACUAUCUUCAGAUAGUUAAAACAGAGGUGAUAACUAGAAAGGAUUAUAAAUUAGUUGAGGAGUAUGAGUACACCGCGCACAGCAGUGUGGCACAGAGUUUACAUAUUCCCGUUGCUAAGUUCCAUCUUGAGCUCUCCCCCAUGCAGGUCCUAAUAACAGAAAACCAGAAGUCUUUUUCACAUUUUAUUACAAAUGUCUGUGCUAUUAUUGGGGGUGUUUUCACGGUAGCUGGAAUUAUGGACUCGAUUCUGCACAACACAAUUAGAAUAAUGAAGAAAGUUGAGCUUGGCAAGAAUUUUUGAUAGAUAGUUGAAAAUUUUAUCUAGCGCAGGGCUCUUGAUUUUGCUAGACCCACUUUAUGGAGGUCUUUUGGUAGAUUGUUAUCUAUAGAUAUGCUAUAAAGCACAAAAAAUGUAAUUUUUUAGUUUUUAUUUCGGAAAAAUGGUCAUUACAUGGAUUGCGAGCUCCAUAAAUGAUCCUGUA
This is a messenger RNA of Gastrolobium bilobum, 1657 nucleotides long. Its product is annotated as protein disulfide-isomerase 5-4-like. Gene Ontology annotation, cellular component: COPII-coated ER to Golgi transport vesicle; endoplasmic reticulum. The record is from RefSeq and is a predicted model, not a curated record. Bases 19 to 1476 code for a protein of 485 amino acids. The transcript has 16 exons. Lineage: Eukaryota; Viridiplantae; Streptophyta; Magnoliopsida; Fabales; Fabaceae.